AUGGCUCCAUUUGAGGCUCAGUAUGGGAAGAAGUGUAGUACUCCGUUAUACUGGGAUGAAGUAGGUGAGCGGCAUAUCCUUGGGCCAAAAUUAAUCCAAGCAACCUGUGAGAAGGUGGAUUUGAUCCGUGAGCGAAUCAAGGCUACCCAGUCUAGACAGAAGGGCUAUGUAGAUCAAAGGCAGAGGGACCUAGAAUUCCUUAUUGGUGACAAAGUAUUUCUCAAGGUGUCGCCUACUAAGGGCAUGAUGCGGUUCUACAAGAAGGGUAAGCUAAGCCCGAGAUAUAUUGGACCCUAUGAGAUUCUUGUGAAGAUUGGACCGGUGGCAUAUCGGCUAGCGCUUCCACCAUCUUUGGAUGGCGUGCACGAUGUCUUCCAUGUGUCUAUGCUGUGGAAGUAUGUGCACGACCCCAGUCAUGUUCUAUCUCAGGAACCACCAGAGCUAGCAGCAGAUAUGUCUUAUAAGGAACAGCCUGAGAAGAUCUUAGACAGCAAGGUGGUGAAUCUCCAUAAUAGACCAAUUCAUUAUGUGAAGGUAAAGUGGUGCAACCGCAAAGAAGAAGAAGCCUCCUGGGAAGCCGAGGUCAAAAUGCGAGCAGAGUACCCUUCCCUUGGAUUCCUAUAA
This is a messenger RNA of Telopea speciosissima, 624 nucleotides long. RefSeq lists its product as uncharacterized. The transcript has a single exon. The record is from RefSeq and is a predicted model, not a curated record. Bases 1 to 624 code for a protein of 207 amino acids. Lineage: Eukaryota; Viridiplantae; Streptophyta; Magnoliopsida; Proteales; Proteaceae.